AUGGACAGAUUCAAAUUAUGGUACUUAGGAGGCUCAAGAGAUAGGAAUGGAGUAGGUAUUCUAGUCGAUACGGAUCUUAGGGAGAGUGUGGUAGACGUUAAGAGAAUAAGUGAUAGGAUGAUAUUUAUUAAGCUAGUUAUAGGCAGGCUUAUUAUGAACAUUGUUAGUGCAUAUGCACUCCAUGUGGGCCUAGAUGAAGAAGUCAAAAGGCACUUUUGGGAGGAUUUGGAUGAAGUAGUGACAGGUAUACCUAGUACCGAAAAGAUUUUCAUUAGUGGAGAUUUCAAUGGCUAUAUCGUUACAACCUCUAAUGGUUUUGAUGAUGUCCAUGGAGGCUUUGGUUUUGGGGAAAGGAAUGGCGGCAGGGUUUCUCUCUUGGAGUUUGCCAAAGCUUUUAAGUUGGUUAUUGCUAAUUCAUAA
This is a messenger RNA of Solanum dulcamara, 420 nucleotides long. RefSeq lists its product as uncharacterized. Bases 1 to 420 code for a protein of 139 amino acids. Lineage: Eukaryota; Viridiplantae; Streptophyta; Magnoliopsida; Solanales; Solanaceae. Gene Ontology annotation, biological process: chromatin remodeling. The record is from RefSeq and is a predicted model, not a curated record. The transcript has a single exon. Gene Ontology annotation, cellular component: nucleus.